AUGAAGGCCCCACCGAAAGGGAUGCUGGCGCAUGGUGUCUGCGUGGUCGUGAUGCUGCUGCCGUUGCUUCCCGUUGGUGAAACGUUCAAUCUUUCCCCAGUGCCGAACUACGUGUUCCGGGAACCGAACUUGGAGUUACAUAUGGAAAAAGUACGCAGUUCGUACUUUGGAUAUUCGCUUAAUCUGCGCCCUGGAGGUGUAAUUGUCGGUGCACCGAGAGCUCAAUCGGAUUUGGCGGCACAGCGCAAAGUGAACGAAACUGGCGCCAUCUAUCGGUGUCGCUUUGCGGACGGUGUAUGUGGUCCGUACUACUUUGAUAAGCUAGGCAACACGAACGCCGAACAGUCGGACUUCGCGUACAACUCGGAGAAGAAGGACUUUCAGAUGCUGGGCGCAACCAUGGAUGGUCAUGGGUCCGAUGGCGAUCGGUUUGUGGUCUGUGCGCCGAAGACGAUCAGUGAGCUGGUCGAUUACUAUCUGCUGCACGGCAUUUGCUACGUUACGGACGGUACCGAGCAGGACCAGGAACCGAAAGACAUUCGAAAGAUCAUACCGUUGCGUGCGAAAGAUAAGCAGCUGCACAAGGAUCCGUACGGACAGUACUACAACUACAUGUACGGUGAGCAGGGCAUUAGCGUGCACGUGACCGACGAUGGGGAGGAGAUACUGAUCGGGGCACCGGGAGUCUUCAACUGGCGCGGUACGGUAGUGCGAUAUAGACGCCGCUUCAACGAAGAUAUGGGUGGCCUCAGCCGACGUGACGAUUGGUUGGCUCAGCAUCGUCCAAGCAAUCGACACAGGCGCCAGAUGAUACAGUACGUCAGUGAUGUACCGAAUCCGUACUUUAGCGCUAUACAGGACGAUUCGUACUUCGGAUAUGCGGUCGGGUCGGGAGAUUUUCGGGGCGACCGAAAGACACUGUACGUGGCGAGUGCUCCCCAAUCGAACGGCCAGGUGGGCGAAGUGUUUCUGUUCGACAUCAUCAACGCGGAUUCGUUCCUGGAAACGCAGAUCAAGGUGCGCUACACCUUUCCCGGCCAGCAGCAGGGUGAAUACUUCGGGUACGCCCUGCUGGCCGAAGAUUUCAAUGGUGAUGGGUUCGCGGAUCUAGCUAUCGCCGCACCGAUGCAUAGCCGAUCGGGCGAUCAUGAUAGUGGCGUUGUGUACGUAUACUGGAACGAGGGCGAACUGAACUUUCAGCUGCAGGGAAUGCUUGCCGGCAAUCAGGAAGUUGCCGGUCGGUUUGGUACAAGCCUCGGAAGAAUUGGUGAUAUUAACAUGGACGGAUAUAACGACCUUGCGGUUGGUGCGCCUUUCGAGGGUAAUGGUGCCGUGUACAUCUUCCUCGGUUCGGCGGACGGACUGCAAUCGAAACCAAGUCAACGGUUAACACCACCAACGAACGAGGUGCUCUCGCCUCAGCCCAUGUUUGGUUUCGCUCUGUCACGUGGCAGCGACAUCGAUGCCAAUGGUUACAAGGAUCUUGCCGUCGGAUCGCCGAAUGACGAGAAGGUGUAUGUCUACCGGACGUAUCCGGUCGUGCGCGUCGAGGCGGAAGUGACCUCGUCCAAGCGGGAACUCACACUAGACGACACAACGUUCGAUCUGUCCAUCUGCAUGAGCGCAAUGUUCGUCGGCGGACAACCGUUUGAUGUGCAGCUCAGUUACGAGCUUAGCGUAGAUGCACAGGUUGGCCGUGUUACACUGGCGGGCGUUGGUGGUAAUAGACGCAACGAAACUAUCACCGUCACCGGCGCGAAUGAAUGUCGGCGGAUCGAUGUGCGUCUGAAGGCUACAGCCGCCAGCAUCUACAAACCAGUGUUGGUCGAGCUGUCCUAUGAACUGGUACGACAGCUUCCAGCAGCUGACGGGGAUGAUGCAAGCUUCUGUGACGCGUGUGCUCUGCUCGACCCAACUGUGCCGAAUCGGGUAAUUCAAAAGAUUUCCUUCAAGACGGGCUGCCAAGGAGAGGUGUGCGUGUCCGAUUUACGUCUGUCUGCCCGUUGGUUAGACAUUACGCCUGUAUACGUACUCGGCAGUACGAAGAAAGCAUCGCUCGAGUUCGAGGUGUACAAUGCGGGUGAGAAUGCGUACCUACCCCAGCUGAACGUCACACUCACACCGGCUCGUCUGACACUGGCCAAGCUGACAUCAGAGUGCGUGCAAUCGAUCACUGCGGAGGGAGUUAAUGUACUGUGCGAUCUCAACAAUGGUUUACCGCUGAAGGCAUCCUACACUUCCCGGUACACUCUCAUCCUCGAUAUGACAAAAUUGGAAGGUACCAGUGCCGAUAUUAAGGCGGAAGUGAUGAGUUCCAGCGAUGAAUCCGUGCAGGAGGAUAACUUCAUCGAGCAGGUGCUUACACUGCAGGAGUUUAGCGAUAUCGAGAUAAUAGGAAAAACUUCAACAUCGGAAGUAUUCCUGGAACAGCAAAGUGGACUGCACAACAUCACGUACGAGAUUCAGGUCCACAGCAAUGGACCUAGCACCUUCCGGCGGUUGGAGUUUACGCUGGAUGUACCGCUUGUGUAUCACAAGCCAAGCUCUGGAAAAUCAUUCAAGAUCAUUAACUUUAACAACAUGGUCGUGACCGGAUACUACAACUACAAAACGCUCGACUACACCUGGACGCAGAACGAUACUAUCCUGCUGCCGAAUCCGAUCGAACGCGAUCAUAUCCUUCCGCCGACUGCAGGCGUAGAAGAUAUGCACCGACUGCCGUCCGAUUUUGAUCUCCUCUCCGGUGGUGGAAUCGCUAGUGCUGGAAUCGGUGGGCUUGCCGGAGAAAAUCAACCUUACGGUUAUGAUCCAGCCACGGCAGGUAUGCAUCGGCGCCGUCGACGUCAAAGCGGUUCUCAGGAACAGUACUACAACCGGUACACCGGACAGGUGGCGGGACAUUCGCGUGUACGUCGCAGUCUGUCGACGGUGACCGAUGCCACAGUGCAGGCCCUUCCUGGAAACCGUACGCUGUUCUUUAACUGCGCAGAGGAGGAUUCCUUCAUCGAGUGUGCCCGCCUGAAUGUGGCGGUAGACAUCUUCCGUCCGACGAAUGUGCCCAUCAUUAUAACGCUUCACUUCCAGCUCGAUCUCGAUGCAAUCGGUGAAGCGUUUCUCGAACGUGAAGACAUCUUCGCCCUGACGAUGUUGGCUGAUGUGCACAAGACGGGCGACCCGGACGGUGCUACCUUCCGGCAGGUCCGUAGCAAUCCCUCUACGGUGGUGUAUCGUUAUUCGGACGGUAGUACUCCGGUCUGGGUGAUCAUUGUGUCGGUACUCGGCGGACUGUUGCUGGUUGCUGCGAUCACGUAUGGUUUGUAUCGAGCCGGGUUCUUGAAACGCAAUCGCGUUGAUAAGGAAGCGUUUGAAAACCUGCAUCGUGAGAGCGCACGCCUUAACGAGCCGGAACAGGUAAACCAAUCACCGGCAGAAGCUACCACUGAACUGAACUGAUAUGUUUGCCCGGGUGAGUUGAUGAACUGAGCGUUACGACAAAACACUGGCAGCAUAUUUCUUGACACCAAAUAGUAAUGGCUGAGCGUUGCACAGACGAACUGCUGCUAAGGAAUAGUGCAUUUGUUAUGUUUAUAGCCGAUUUAGACAUUGCCGAUAGCUCGGCUUAGUAAAGCCGUAGUGUUAUAAUGAAUUAUUCAAUUAGGAUAGGCAAAAGGAUACUUUAAGCUCUAGUUGAAACGACCCGGUCGGUAGCUCCGAGGUUGUGGUGCUACAAAAAAGAAAAAAAGAAGCCAUUAGCAUAUCUUUAUCAAUUUCAGUUCGUAGAAUUAGUUCAUUAUUAACAGUAUCCUAAGCUGCAGCAUAAACACUAUGGCAUUGAUGUGGUACAUUUUUUAAUUAAAUUAGUGUAGCGUUAGCCUUAGACACGACACAAACUUUGAGCAAAAGACAUGUUUUACCAUGUUCUAGUCACAUCCGGUAGUGCUUAUAGUGCAUAGGAUAUUGUGAGUUUAAUGCAUGCAUCAAAUUCAUUAUACAUUACCCAUUAUCGAUAUCGUUGUGCAAAUGAGAUGAACUACAUCGCAACAUCACUACCUCUAAUUAUUACUUUUUUAAUGGAGCAUCAAGAUCUAUCCCAUUUUUGCUGUUGUAUGUGAACUGUUUGGUGAGAAUUUCUUCCUUGUGACAUCAACAUACUUAUAAAACGUGGUUGCUUUUGUAUGAAGAUUUUGCUACAAAGUUAAUUCCAAUUGCACAAGCUAUCUCGGACGCUGUCAGCUUUACGGUUCGAUUUCGAUUUUAGCAUAGAUCCAUAACUAUUAGAUAGUAAAAAUAAACUUUAUAGCUUUAUCACUUGCUUGUGAAGAACUGUUGCUUAUAGCAGAUAUUAAAAGGGUUACAUUAUGAAUAAUUUACAAAACAACGGGAAAUAAUAAUUGAAAUUCGUAAUUUAGAAUUGCAAGCAGGAAAAUUAAAUGUAAAUUAAACUAAAUUCUCACCACUCUUCGUAGUGCAAAAUGAGCAAACCGAACUACCAACCAGUUUAAUAAUAAAU
This is a messenger RNA of Anopheles moucheti, 4510 nucleotides long. RefSeq names its product integrin alpha-PS3-like. Gene Ontology annotation, biological process: cell-matrix adhesion; cell-cell adhesion; cell adhesion mediated by integrin. Lineage: Eukaryota; Metazoa; Arthropoda; Insecta; Diptera; Culicidae. Bases 1 to 3453 code for a protein of 1150 amino acids. Gene Ontology annotation, cellular component: external side of plasma membrane; integrin complex. The transcript has 6 exons. The record is from RefSeq and is a predicted model, not a curated record. Gene Ontology annotation, molecular function: integrin binding.